Molecule: messenger RNA, 7636 nt
Organism: Myxocyprinus asiaticus (Chinese sucker)
Lineage: Eukaryota; Metazoa; Chordata; Actinopteri; Cypriniformes; Catostomidae
Product: zinc finger and BTB domain-containing protein 22-like
Exons: 4
Coding region: 163-2211 (682 amino acids)
Biological process (GO): regulation of transcription by RNA polymerase II
Molecular function (GO): RNA polymerase II cis-regulatory region sequence-specific DNA binding; protein binding; DNA-binding transcription factor activity, RNA polymerase II-specific
Source: RefSeq, a predicted model, not a curated record
GUCUGGAAUUUCUUAAAGGUAAAACCAGCGGUUCGUCUGCAGACUCAAAACCUGCUCUGAUGACAGUCCACCAUUAGUCUCGGCAUUCCCGAACAGUGGGAAGGAUCGAAUGAUCAUUAUGAAAAUCCUCUAUUAGUGCCUGACGGAAAUACUUCAACAGGAAUGCAGUCGGCCACAGCAGACCAAGGCUAUGGUGACUCAGCGGGUUCUUCCACCACUGGUUCAGUGGUGCAGGUGUGCUUCCCCAGUGUGCAGACCUCAGUGCUGGACAGCCUGAAUCAACAGCGGGAGGAAGGCCAUCUCUGCGACCUCUCCAUCCAUGUUCAGGGCCAGGUGUUUAAGGCCCACCGAUGUGUGCUGGCUGCAUCAUCACCUUACUUUCACGACCAGGUACUGCUGAAGAACAUGUCCACUGUCACCAUCCCGGCUGUCAUGGACCCCCUGGCCUUUGAGAGUGUCCUCAGUUGUGCUUACACUGGCCAGCUGCGAAUGCUUCGUGAAGACAUUGUUAACUACCUCACUGUUGGCAGUGUGCUUCAGAUGUGGCACAUUGUGGACAAAUGCACUGAGCUUCUCAAAGAGGGCAGGGGAGGUCCAAGCGGACCUCAGGGAGCAGGAGCAAAGGAGAAUGAGGGGCACGGCGGUUGUCCCAACAAGAUUGCCCAAGCAGACAGAGGAGACACCCCUUCUACACCUCAACCUCCAAGCCGGCCUUCCUUGAGUGAGAGCCAGUCUCCCAGCAGCACCAAUUACUUCAGUCCUAGAGAGGCAAACUUUGGAGGGAGCAUGGCGACAACAGGAGCAGUAGGGGAGGAUGCCGUACACUCCACUCCAAACUACUGUACCCCUUCUGGCGGGGAGGAGAGUUUUAUGAUGGAAGAGGAUGAAGACGAUGACGAGCUUUUGUUUCCCAGGAAAAGAGAGCGAGGAGGAGGCAGCAAGCGGAAGAACACAACCUCCGUCUCUGAUCAAGAGGUUGGGGUGAGCGACAGUUUUGGAGUUUCAUCUUAUCAAGAUGGAGAUUCCUCGCCACCCCAAAAGCGUCCCUCAUAUAGUCAGCCGAGCAUUAUGCCAAGGAAACAGUGGGUCGUCGUUAAAACGGAGCACUCGAGAGAUGAUGACCUGAUCGUGGUGUCAGGGGAGGAAGGAGGAGAAGAUGAAGAGGAAAGAGAGAUGGAGAAGGUAAGAGAGAGAGACAAGACAUUCAACAUCUCCAAUGUUAGGACCCUCUCUGGACUUCGAGAAGAUACUGAAUCGGAGGCACAGGUUGACUAUUGCCAGUCCUCGGAAGACUACCUCAAGUUUGAGAGGGGUUUGAUGGACCAGACGUCCUCUCAACACCCUCCAGAGAAUCCCGUUCAGUAUACUAGCAGGGCCGUUUCCACCUUACUUGGCUCAGUCCAGUCCACGGCUUCGAGAGCUCAGAUUUUCCCUCUGGAUAUGCAAGGAAACCAGAUUCUUUUGUACAAUCAGUCCGCCCUAGAAUCUACAUCACCAAUAGGGCUUGCAGGUGGUAUGUCUGGUGUUUCUUUAAAAGGAAGCCUGGAGCACGGAGCAGUCCAUUUCCCCGCCCAAGGGGCUCUUAAUAGUGGGAUAGAUGGAUUAGAUGGUGGGGCUGGCGGUUCCAGUAAGGUCUUCAUGUGUCAUUGUGGGAAAACAUUUUCACACAAGAGCAUGCGGGACCGCCACAUCAACAUGCACCUGGACCUGCGGCCCUUCAACUGCCCCAUCUGUGCCAAGAAGUUCAAGAUGAAGCAUCACCUAACGGAACACAUGAAGACCCACACUGGUCUGAAACCCUACGACUGCCAUGGCUGCGGGAAGAAGUUCAUGUGGCGCGACAGCUUCAUGAGGCAUCGCUCGCACUGUGAGAGACGCAACAGGGGCGCUGGCAGUGCCAACAGGAGAGUGGGGUCAGAAGGGUCUGUCAUUUCUCCACCACAUCACAUGAAGCUCCAUCCCUCAGGCAAUGAGUCCAGUCAAGGUAGUGUUGGCGCACAAAGUGGGAUCCCUGUUAUGUCUCCGCAACAUUCGAUUAGCAGCAGUGGGGUUUCAUGUCUCAAUAUGGCAGCACCUGGGCCUCUUCUUGGAAUCAGCUCUCAGACUGGGGUGCACGGCCUUAGUUCUGGAAUUUUGGGGAUGAGUGGCAGCCAUAGCGGCUGUGUGGAGGAAGUCUGUGAGGAUAAUGUUGAUGAAAGCAGUGUCACAUAGGCUGUUAAAAGAAUUCCGCCUAUGUACAAGUUAAUCUGGAUGGACAGCAUUUGUGGCAUAAUGUUGAAUACCACAAAAAUAAUUCAGAGGCGUCCCUCAUUUAUAAAAAAAAAAAAAAAAAAAAAAGCAAAAAUGAAGUUAUAGUAAGGCACUUUCAAUGGAAAUGAAAGGGGGCAGACGGUAAAUGUAAAAAUACACAGUUUCAAAAGUAUGGGCACAGAACAAACAUUAUAUGCGUAAAAAUAAGUUUAGUGUGAUAAAUCAGGGGUUUACCAGAUCACAAGGUUUGUUGUUAUAUUGUCAUGGCAACACAUUAAUAUUGUUAAAAAAGUGCUAUUCUAUAUAACUUUACACAGAUAAGGUUUGUAAGUGAUUUUAUUGCGCUAAAACCAUGUUAACACAAAUAAUGUUAAUAUCUUUUGGCUAUACCUUUGAAACAGUGAAUAUUUUAAUGUUUAUCGACUGGCCCCAUUCACUUCUAUUGUAUGUGCCUCACUGUAACUGCAAUUUUUGCUUUUAUAAUAAAUGAGGGACUAGUUGGAGGUAUUUUUGUGGUAAUCAACACUAGUGUUGUCAAAAGUACCGGUACUUCGGUACUAAAAUAAAAAAGAUGUCACGAAACCAGUGUUUACGCAGUACUGGUAAUACUGAGCACCGACUCAGACACACAGCUGCUUUUAAAUGCUCACACGCUUAUUUGAGCAUGUGCUCUGUUACUCCUUUUACACUGAAAUGCACAAUUAAUCAAAUUAAAAUCGUGAUAUGUCCUAGUGUGAUUAUUAAAAUGCAAAAUGCUGCAAUCUUGGUCUGCAUUCGAGCUGCAUAAGCUUUAAUUUAAUGUGUGAAGCAGACUGCUCAUACACAGGGAACUCCAUUGACAUUGAGAACCAUUUGCAGCAUGAGAUAAAAAUAAAAAAAACUGAGCACUCAUCCUCUGUGAAGCACAUGUAUACUAUAUAUUUGUAUAAUUAAAUCACAGCAUUUGUGCUUUAAUGAUCACACUGGGCCAUGUAGCAAACUGUUUAUCCAUCAUAAAAAGAAAGUGACGCUUCUGUCAAACCAAACGUCAAAAUAAAAACAUGACACAAAGUAAAAGCUAAAUGCCUGAAAUCAACAAAAUUAAAACAACUGUAUUGUAAAUAUUUAUUAUAGUAAUAUUAAUAAUACUAAAUAAUAAUGAAAAUAAUAAUUUAACAAUAUAAUACAAACAAGAGUGCUAUUGUACUGAAUAAAAUGGUUAAAAUGCAUUGGUGUGUUGAAAAUUAAUUGUUCUGUUUUUUACUUGUUAAAAUUUUUAAGAAUUUUAUUAGACAACAUUUACAUGAUGAAAUGAAUCUUUAAAACAUGGAAUUCUAGAACAUUAAUAAAAAAAGGGGGAAAAAAUUAAAGCAAAAUUAAAGGAAAAAUGUAUUAUUUUAUUUACAUUUAAAUUUCACUUUAAAUAGGCUAAAGUAAUGUGUUCAAGAGCAUAUUAGCAUAUUUUUGCUGUGGUAUCGAAAUUGGUAUGGAGAUCUGUGAAAUUUCCCUGGUAUCUGUACUAACUACUGAAAUUUUGGUAUCGCGACAACACUAGUCAACAUUAUGCCACAAAUGCUGUCCAUUGAGCCUAACUUUUAUUGAACCUGGAAUAUUCCUUAAAGCUGCAGCAUUUCAGUCUAAGACCACCUUCUCUUCAAAACAAGGACACUCUUGUGACUUUUAUCAGUUUCAAAGGGACCACAUGCCCAAUUGUUUGAUUCUUUACCUCGUCUCAUGUGGUGAUUGGAAAUAAUAACAAUUACCAAGUGCCCAUUGCUAGCUCACCUCUGUUUGUUAUUCUUAAAGAUCUUUAAGAUCAGUGAAACCUUAUUCUUGUCAGGAAUAAGGUCAAUCACUGUCACAUACAAGCUGCCUCACUAGCACAGAACAUUUGUUCACUGUCGCUCUAAAGUGCCAUACCGUUAAUGUACGAUUUAGAUGUACAGUGUACAUUACUGUAACUCAUCUAGUCUGCCCUUGAUGUAAAGUUUUAUAGUAAUCACAUAACUAUAUACAGUAUAUUUCCCCAUGAAAGUUAAUGUAUUGAUUUUAUAAAGGGAUAGUUCAACCAAAAAUGACAAUAAUGUCAUCAAUGAAUUACUGUCAUGUUGUUUAAAACCCCCUAAAACUUUUAAAUGCUUAUAAGCCUAUGUGCUUUUGUGUUCCACAGAAGACAGAAAGUCAUAGUCAGGCUUAGACAACAUGAUUGUAAGUUAACAGUGACUACAUUUUUAUAUUUUUGUGAACUAUCCUUUUAAAUAACAGGUAUGUAGCUUCCUCUGCACUUUGGGGUCUUCAUUGCUUGGAUGCAGAGCAGUGCAGGGUUUUGUUGGUGGUUGGAUUGCUGAGUUAAUCAACUAAUGGUCCUUUUAACAUUUCUCUGUAUGUACUUUUACAUAACUAUCAGGAGAGUUGCUUGGAGCUCUGGAAGGACAUUUGUGUUGUGGGAUCUUCACACAAUAGACACAAGAUUAAUGAAAAACAGGCCUGGUCAAGACGAGUUUAGACCCUCAACACAAGCCCCUAGCAUCCAGCUUCUGAAAUCCUGCCGUAUUUUAGAUGUAGCCUACAGCUUACCAGUCGCAAUAGUUUACAGAAGUUUUCCUUCCAUGAAGGCUACCGAGAAAUCAUUUGUCAUGUUUUUAUAAAGGUAACGAAUAGAUCUAAAGCUUGAAUAAAGUAUUCAAAUGACACGUGAAAUUGGAGUGAAUGUGUGAAACUGAGUUAGCUGCCAGUUAAAGGGAUAAUUCACCGAAACAAUCUAUUUGUUUCUUUUUUGGGUAGAUGCAGCAUCACGCAAGAACAGAAGUUCUCGGUUACCAGUGUUAUUGUAAAAAUAGGUUAUUUACAGUCAGUCAUGAUUAAUUUAUGAUGAAUAUGUUGACCAUAAAAACCAGAUACCUCAAACUUUAACACAAAUAUUCAGUAUCUUAGGAGAAAUAAACAGGCAUCUAAAGAGUGUGGACAAGAAUGAAUCACACACAUUCCUUGGACUUCAAUAUCAAACAUAUUUUAGAUUAUGGAGAAAAGCUGAAGUGAGAAAAAAUGCAGUUAAGAACAUGUAAAAUAUUAUUUAAAAUGUUCAUGACCAGCAGGUAAAAGCAUCCAAGCUUGCUUAUGGAGUAAUCUGGUUAGACAUAUCUGUAUUUUAUACUUAUAGAAAUUGUGUUUCAUCAACAAUUGUGAUGAAUCUGAACUUCUAGAGAACAUAUAAACUGAAUUACACAAACUAUUGUGUAAAUAUAUGAUAGGCAGUAACACAAUAAGCAGAUUUCAUGUUGUCUGAUAUCAGUGGAGUACAUCAAUGAUUUCAUAAGAUUCUUCAUUUAAAAUAAGAAAUAAAGUGACUUGUGCACACAUUUUUACUCAUUCAUGUCUGAUUAUUGGUUAUAUUAAUCAGUUUUUCCGAUUCACUCCUUUUCCCAUACUGAGAAGUGAUUGUUUUAAUUGACAUUUUUUGUUUGUUUGUUAAAAAAAAGAGUUGGGAUGUCUUCCAGUCUGUUGGUUUAAAAAUGAGUGCGUUUAGAAGUACGAUUUUAACCCAAUUAUGCUUAAUGAGCCAACAAGUAAGGUCAUAAACCCUCAGAUACAAGCAUUUAUAUUGAUGAAAAAGUUUUUUUCUUCUUGAAAGCCACUUAUAAAAUGUAUGGUUUUAAUGUAUUUGUUGGCUUGAAUUUUUGUAGGGGUUGGUUUUUAGACAGUAAGUGAAAUUUCUGAAUUCUCAACACAAUUCAACAUAAAAAGUAGAUAAUUUAUUUCAAGUAGUAAAGUUAAAUUCAUGAACACAUAAGAAAUGUGACUAAUAAGAACUAUUGAUAUUGAUAUACAGUGCAUUCAGAAAGUAUUCAGACCCCUUUAGCUUUGCGCUAAAAUGCUUUAUUGUUUUUUUCACAUCAAUCUACACUCCAUACCCCGUAAUGACAAAGCAAUAACCAGAUUUUUGAUAACAUUGCAAAUUUAUUAAAAAGAAAAAACUGAAAUAUCACAUUGACAUAAGUAUUCAGACCCUUUGCUAUGACACUUGAAAUUUAGCUCAGGUGCAUCCCAUUUCUCUGGAUCAUCUUUGAGAUGUUUCUACGCUUUGGAGUCCACCUGUGGCAAAUUCAAUUGAUUGGACAUGAUUUGGAAAGCCACACACCUGUCUAUAUAAGGUCUUACAGCUGAAAAUGCAUAUCAGAGCAAAAACCAAACCAUGAGGUCAAAGGAACUGCCUGCAGAGCUCAGAGACAGGAUUGUGUUGAGGCACAGAUCUGGGGAAGGCUACAAAAAUAUUUAGGCUGCAUUGAAGAUUCCCAAGAGCACAGUGGCCUCCAUAAUUUGUAAAUGGAAGAAGUUUGGUACAACCAGGACACUUCCUAGAGCUGGCCGCCUGGCCAAACUGAGCAAUCGGGGGAGAAGGGCCUUGGUAAGAAAGGUGACCAAGAACCCGAUGGUCACCCUGGUUGAGCUCCAGAUAUCAUGUGUGGAGAUGGGAGAAACCUGCAGAAGGACAACCAUCACUGCGACACUCCACCGAUCUGGGCUUUAUGGCAGAGUGGCCAGACGGAAGCCUGUCCUCAGUGCAAGACACAUGGAAGCCUGCUUGGAAUGUGCAGAAAAAGCACCUAAAGGACUCUCAGACUGUGAAAAAACAAAUUAUCUGGUCUGAUGAAACGAAGAUUAAACUGUUUGGCCUCAAUUCCAAGCGUCAUAUCUGGAGGAAACCAGCCCCUUCUCAUCACCUGCACAAUACCAUCCCAACAGUGAAGCAUGGUGGUGGUAGCAUCAUGCUGUGGGGGUGUUUUUCAGUGACAGGGACUGGGGGACUGGUCAGGGUUGAAAGACUUAAAGCUGUAAUCGCUGCCAAAGGUGUUUCAACUUAAGAGUUAAGGGUCUGAAUAUUUAUAUCAGUGUGAUAUUUCAGUUUUUUUUUAUUUUUAUAAAUUUGCAAAGUUAUCACAAAUCUGGUCAUUAUGGGGUAUGGAGUGCAGAUUGAUGUAAAAAAAAAAUUUAAAGCAUUUUAGAAUAAGGCUGCAACAUAACAAAAUGUGACAAAAAUGAAAGCAUCUGAAUACUUUCUGAAUGCACUGUAUUUGCUGUUAUAAUCAAAUUAAUAUAAAAAUACCAAUCCUAUAUUUAAUGUAGGUAGACUGAGUACAUUUGUCACUUUUUCCCUUUUUGCUAUACUGCUCAAAUACUGACCAAGACAAAACAUGCCUUUUUUCACAUGCGAUUCUUGUAUCUGUCUACCAGCAAAAUAAAUAUAAAAAAACGUAACCUAGUUUCUAUUUUCUACAGUAAGCGUGUGAAGACAAGCAUUUGUUACAGCUGUCAUCGUGGAUGCUGUUGUAACACUACCCUGGGACAGUUGUAACACAUUUGUAAUGUGCAAAAUAAGGCAUUAGGCUUACAGUUUAAAAACUCAAGU